This is a messenger RNA of Erpetoichthys calabaricus (reedfish), 1346 nucleotides long. RefSeq names its product proteasomal ATPase-associated factor 1-like. The transcript is spliced from 12 exons. The record is from RefSeq and is a predicted model, not a curated record. Bases 26 to 1204 code for a protein of 392 amino acids. Gene Ontology annotation, molecular function: protein binding. Lineage: Eukaryota; Metazoa; Chordata; Cladistia; Polypteriformes; Polypteridae.
GAUUUAUGACGUCACAACACCAAAGAUGGCUGCAAGGUUGCUGCUUCAGAGCGACUGGCCCAAGGUUUUGAGGCAAAAUGAAGGAGAAGCCUGGGUCUCGUGCAAAAUACCCGGAAAACCAACACUGUAUGGAACUUUGAAGUGUCACGGCAUUAGUGAUGAGGGUGUCCCAGACCUUGUAGCAUCAGAAGAAUUUAGAGUUCUUGAAAUCUCCAAGAAAAGUCUUCAUAUAUCCUGUCCAGAACUAAACACAUCAGCAAAAUUCCUUGCCCCACACACAUCCUUUGGACAAAUCCAUGAUAAAAGCGUAACUUGCAUUGAUGUAUCAUGUGGUGGAGGUCUUGGUGUGUCAACAAGCACAAAUGGUACUCUGAAGGUAUGGAACUGCACCAAUGGAGAAAAAAGGAGGGAUCUAUCCGGCCACAUAUAUGAUGUCAAUUGCUGCAGGUUCUUUCCUUCAGGAGUGGUAAUUCUAAGUGGUGGGAUGGAUGCCCAAGUCAAGGUUUGGUCAGCAGAAGAUGGAAGUUGUCCUGUAACAUUUAAAGGACACAAAGGAGGCAUUUUAGAUACCGCUAUUGUGGACAAAGGACGAAAUGUUUUGUCUUGUUCAAGAGAUGGGACAGCUCGACUAUGGGAUUGUGGAAAGUCUACAUGUCUUGCAGUUGUGGCUGAUUGUGGGUCACCCAUUAAUGGCUGCUCUGUUGGGGUUGCUGACAAUACAAUAAACCUUGGUUCACCUGAGGAGAUGACAAGUGAACGUGAAGUGGGGACAGAGGACAAGUUAUUGCUUCUAGCUCGGGAGGAUAAAAAAUUAGAAGGAAGAGGACUUCAAAGUCGACAGUGUGUAUUUCUUUUUGAAGGAUCUGAUGCUUUUAACUGCUGCACAUUCCUCUCAAGUGUGUACAUUGUGGCUGGAACUCAAAAUGGAAACAUUUACAAAUUAGAUACAAGAAACACAAGAGCACCCGUAACCACCAUACAUAGAUCAGGAGCUCCAGUUCUAUCCUUAAUGCCAUACCAGGAAGGUUUCUUCGUAAGUCAAGGUGAUGGGAGUUGUUAUUUAAUUCAACAAGAUUUUGACCAUGUAAUUGAACUAACGGGGCCUGACAUUGACCCAGUUUACAAGGUAGCUACAUGGGAAAAGUGUGUUUUUACCUGCUGCAGAGAUGGAUAUAUUAGAAAAUACCAGCUGUCUGAUUUAUGAAUACAAUCGCAUUUAAGGAGUUGACUUUGGAACAAAGUUGUAUUUACACACUUGUGGAGAAAGACUUGAUAGCAACAGUGCUAGCAAAAAAACAAUGCACAUUACUCAUCUAUAAAUAAAUGUUAUAUUUUCAAAUAUGAAA